This is a messenger RNA of Ogataea philodendri, 1542 nucleotides long. RefSeq lists its product as uncharacterized. Lineage: Eukaryota; Fungi; Ascomycota; Pichiomycetes; Pichiales; Pichiaceae. The transcript has a single exon. Gene Ontology annotation, molecular function: transmembrane transporter activity. The record is from RefSeq and is a predicted model, not a curated record. Gene Ontology annotation, cellular component: membrane. Gene Ontology annotation, biological process: transmembrane transport. The coding region runs from base 1 to 1542 and encodes 513 amino acids.
AUGACCGAAAAGAAGAACGAGACAGUGAGUCUCAGAGAGGCAAGCAUGGCUUCAUUCGAGGAGACAAAAGUCGAACUUAUCGACGAGGACACGGACGAUAUUGGAGCCAAAUACAUCCAUCUGAUUAAGGACGGGUACACCAAGAAGGAGCUCAAAUGGGCCAAACUUAAGGUCGACUUAAACCUGGUGCCAUUCUUGUGGCUAAAUGUUUCAAUUGCUGCUAUGGAUAAGGUCACUUCCUCGACGGCUGCGUUGUACGGUCUUAAAACUGACCUCCACCUAAAAGGUGACGAGUACAGCUGGAUUGGAUCCUCGUUCUACUUUGGGUACCUGAUCUUCUGCUUUCCAGCGGGCUGGUUAUUGCAGAGAUUCCCGCUCAUCACUGUUGGUUCUGUUGCGUUUGUUAUUUGGGGCUGUAUUCUUAUUGGUUCAGGGUUCUGUAAGUCGUUUGUUCCGAUGAUUGUGACCCGUGUUUUGCUCGGGAUGUUUGAGUCGCCCGUGGUUGCCAUGACGUUGCUGGUGAUUUCUGGGUUCUACACAAGAGAAGAGCAGCCGCUCAGAACAGGACUCAUGUACACGGGACUCUCCACGAUCUUCACGGGUCCUAUUGGGUAUGCUGUUGGAGGCUACAAGGAGCACUGGUUCCAGCCAUGGCGGUCUUUCUACUGGAUUACCGGCGGAAUGUCCAUCGCUUGGGGAAUAAUUAUCUAUUUCCUGCUUCCAAGCAGUCCAGUCAACUGUUUCUGGCUUUCUGAGAAGGAAAAGGCCAUCAUUAUCCAUCAGGUGAAAAAGAACCAAACAGGUAUCAAGUCGGAGCACUGGAAAUGGAGCCAGUUCAGAGAAGCGUUGCUGGACCCAAAGGUGUGGGCCAUGUUCUGGUUCCAGAUCUUUAUUUCCAUUCCUAACGGUGGUCUUACCAACUUCUCGCCGCUUAUCGUGAAAGGACUGGGUUGGUCGUCCAGAUACUCUGCUUUGCUCGGAACCGUCAACGGAGUGAUGCAGACGGCUUCUUCUUGGAUGACCACGUUCAUGAUCUACUUCAUCGAGAGAAAAUGGCCCAACUCCAAGGCCAGAGGUCUGGUCAUGAUCGGAAACCUGAUUCCGGCCCUGGUUGCAACCAUCUUGCUGUACACGCUUCCGUUCUCCAACGCCAAAGGCCGGCUGAUCUCCAUGUACUUCGCGUUCUUCUACCUCGGCCCGUACAUUGCUUCGCUGACUCUGAUCCAAGCAAACACGGCCGGCUACACGAAGAAAGUCACGUGCAACGCCAUCUACUUUGUUGCGUACUCGGUGUCCAACAUCAUUGGCCCGCAGUUCUUCAAAGAGAGCCAGGCUCCGCAGUAUCCGCUAGGAAUUGGCUCUAUUUUCGGAGCCUACGCACUCAGUGUGAUCUCGCUAGUCAUAUAUAUGUUGCUGUGCUACUGGGACAACCGCAGAAGAGAGGCCAAGGAUCCGGGCGGACUCAAGGCCGAGGAUCACCAGGAUACCGACUUCAAGGACCUCACCGACCUGCAAAACGUCCAUUUCCGGUACAAGUGGUGA